AUGCGACCUUGGAACAUUGAUGAAUGGGGGGCAUUUGUUUCUUGGUUCAUGUUGGGCCAUAUUGUCUGGAUCCUGGUGGGCACAACAACCUUCUUCUCUAUCCUCAUUUUCUCUAUCAACACUGUUUUUGCUCAAGAAACACUUGCGCAAUGGAUUGGAGACUAUUUGACGCAAUCAGCCGGCGUUACCGUUGUCUUCGAAUCUGCUAUAGUUCCAAAAUGGAAAAACGGCGUUAUUGCAUUCCGCAAUGUAUUUGUUUCGAGAAGACCCGGCCAAAUCGAGUCAUCUGUCAGCAAAGGUUCAUCUGAUGCUGCCGCUGUUGCUGCCGCUGCUGCAGGGCGACAGAUCCAACAUCAUGAGACUGAUGCCGUAGACGAUGGUAACUAUACACAAUUCGACGUAACAAUUGCGAAUGUUAAUGUCACACUUUCAUUCCUCAACUGGUGGAAUGGUAGAGGGCUUCUUAAGGAUGUAGAGGUAAACGGUGUUAGAGGAGUCAUUGACCGCACUUCUGUUCGCUGGCCAGAGGGACAGAUCGAUCCAUUUUCUUAUCGCCACAAACACCAACCUGGCGAUUUCGAAAUCGAAUCUUUCAAGUUGGAAGAUCUUUUGCUUACUGUUCGCCAGCCCGAUGGCUUCCGCCCCUUUUCAGUCAGUAUAUACUCCUGUGAGCUACCACGGCUGCGAAAACAAUGGCUUUUUUACGAUUUUCUAUCCGCUAGCCAUAUGUCUGGGUCAUUUGACGGAUCUCUCUUUACGAUCCACCCCAGGCAGGUUCAUGGUACCGUCUCAAGUCGAUACCAAGGAGUCAUGAUGGGAUUAGAAGAGUCCAAAUCAUGGAAAAAAUUUAAUAGGCUACGAAUCGACGGCUUGAAGAUUGACCACUUAAACCGUGGAGUGGAAGGCCCAUUCGGUUGGAUAUAUGAGGGAAACGUUGACAUCGUCGCAGACGUCAUGUUUCCAGCGGACAUGGACGACAGCAUAACCAAAGUCGUAGCAGAUUUUUAUGAUCAGCUAGAAGGCACAGUUAUUGCGAACCGUUACCGCUUUCUUCCCAGAGCCCCUGCACCUGAACACAUCUCAGAAGGUGGUCGUGCAGCAAAUGAGAAGGGAUUUGAGAAACAAACAAGUGAAUCUGAAGAAGACAGGCGGCUCCUUAUCAUGGACUUGCGCAUUCAUCUCAAUGAUGUUAAGGCUGCCGUGCCCUUGUUCACCCCCGAUCUAUCAUAUGUGAACCAAGCGCUGGUUCGGCCCAUUGUGGCGUAUAUAAACGCUAAAAAGACGUAUAUUCCGAUUUCUAGCCGCAUUAUCAAGCCGCUAGCUGACUUCGACGGAAGCUGGACAUUUUUUGACUGUGGUCUCUUGGACGAUGCAUCUGCCGAGACAUAUGAGGCUUUUGCAAAGGAUGUCGAAGACCAGCAGAGCCGCGUUAGGCGAUUCCGGAAAGUUGGAUUCUGGACGCUAUCGUUGGCUAUCCAUGCUCUAUUCAUGGGUAUGGCUGGGAACGUGGUAUGA
Trichoderma asperellum CBS 433.97 is the source of this 1515-nucleotide messenger RNA. RefSeq lists its product as uncharacterized. The record is from RefSeq and is a predicted model, not a curated record. Gene Ontology annotation, biological process: mitochondrion inheritance. Gene Ontology annotation, cellular component: mitochondrial inner membrane. NCBI's taxonomy places the organism in Eukaryota, Fungi, Ascomycota, Sordariomycetes, Hypocreales, Hypocreaceae.